UGACGUACUUCCGCCAAGAUGGUGGUGGGUGCUUUUCCUAUCGCUAAAUUGCUGUAUCUGGGAAUCCGGCAGAUGAGCAAGCCGGUGGCUAACCGAAUUAAGGCGGGAGCGAGGAGAAGCGAGUUCUUCAAAAACUACAUCUGCCUCCCGCCUGCCAACCUGUACCACUGGAUUGAGAUGCGGACGAAGAUGAGGAUCAUGGGAUUCCGAGGUGCCACCAUCAAGCCGCUGAACGAGGAGGCGGCAGCCGAGCUGGGGGCGGAGCUCCUGGGGGAGGCGAUCAUCUUCCUGGUGGGCGGGGGCUGCAUGGUGCUGGAGUACGCCCGGCAGAGCGCCAACACGCGGCGCAAGGAGGAGGAGCUGAACCACACGCUCGCCGAUCUGCAGACUCAGGUGGCCGAGCUGAGCCUGGCCUCCGAGACGCUGGACGCCCAGCUGCGGGAGGUCAACAGGCUGCUGCUCUCCCUGCCCAGCACCCCCGGCAAGUAGCCAGCGGGAGGGCACCCGCGGCCGGACAGCACCGCCACUCCCUGCGCUCUCCCCCUCUGGUGUGCUGGAGCAUGAUGGGACAGGACUGGAGGUCACGGAGAGGCCGGACGCGAGAGGAGAGUGUCUUGCCAGCUCGCUUGUCCCAGAAGCCUCCUCCACACUUCUCUCGAAUGACCCCUCUGACUCUUCUUUCACCCCGCGACAGGGCCAGUUCAGGCAGUGCUAAUGCGAGUCUGAACUGUUCCUGUUUUCUUCACCGCUGAGAAGAUGUGUAUUCUCUGCUUUGUUUCUGUGGUCUCUGCUGGAUUUGGCAUUUUCAGUAUUCGAUUGGUUUAGUCCUUACCAGGCUGGACUGGAGAAGUCUGCACUCGACUGCUCCUGGCUGAACAGAAGAGGUUUAGUCUGCAUGAGGAUGUUCUACCCCGUACAGGGCCGGAUUUUAAUAGGCCCAUUUUGUCUGUAAUGAGCUAAAUUGGUCUUCAGUGGGCUCAUGCAGCUUUUAAAGAAAGGGCCCAGACCAAACUGGGGUGGUUUAUGAAGAAAGUUUCUGUAUUGGAAUAAUCGAUGCUACCACUAUAGUAUAGUGCUUUCAUCCCUCCGGGGUGGGUGUAGCCUAUAGUGGGUGCUAUAAUCUAUACGUCUAGAAUAGUGUAUCCUGUACUGGCCAGUUUCAUCUAUAGUGGGCUGGUCCAUUCUGUACAGAACCGGUGCGCUCUGUACUCGUCUGGAUCAUACUGAGGUACUGAGCUCUCGGAGACCCAUGUGUGUCGGUAAAGGGCCACUCUAGCCCAUUCCAAGCUGAUUUAGUCUACAGUGGGCUGGACUAGUCCAUACUGGGUUUCUCUAGUACCCUGGCUUGGCCAGUCUAUACUGGGGUUCUCCAAACAGGCUGGUCUAGUCUGUGCUGCACAAGCUGCUGUAUUCUGGCUGCAAACUAAAGCCAUUCAGAGAGGUCCAGCAAAGGUAAAAUGACAUCAGAGGAGUGAUGCCAAGUGUUCGGUCAUAUUUUCUCUCUCUUACACACACGCUUGUGCCCCUGUCUUUGUGGGGUCUGACGUAGACCUGACAUAAACCGAGUUUCACAGUGGGGACGUCGUCACCCAGAGUUACCAUCCUGCUGGGGUCACCUUCCUAGUUCUUCUUCCCGUUGUGGACGGGAAUCCACACACACAAGGCCUGACGGCCCUGCCCACUCAAGCACAGCGCACACGGAGAGGGGCAGUCGUCGGGGCAGUGCCAGGGGUUCGACAGUAGGUGAGUUUAGCCCUCCAUGCUGAUGAGAAAGUUUAUAAAUGGUGAUUCCCUUUAAUAACUAGGAUUGAUGCCCGUGCUGGAUGUUUGAACAAAUGUAAAUUAAAUGUUGUAUUGUAAAAUAAAUGUAAUUUUCUAAUAGCG
Messenger RNA from Lepisosteus oculatus (spotted gar), 1884 nucleotides. RefSeq names its product outer mitochondrial membrane lipid metabolism regulator OPA3 (gene opa3). The record is from RefSeq and is a predicted model, not a curated record. Gene Ontology annotation, cellular component: mitochondrion. Gene Ontology annotation, biological process: regulation of lipid metabolic process. Lineage: Eukaryota; Metazoa; Chordata; Actinopteri; Semionotiformes; Lepisosteidae.